AUGAAAAAUCAGGAAGACGUAUUAUUUGCAAUUGAAAGCCAAAAACCAUCAUCGCCAAAAUUCAUCCUGAACUUAAACACAAAUGGUAACCAAAAUAAUUCUUCCCUAGUAACAGGAAAGAAAAUAAAAUCAUGCCAAGCCCUCCCAACUAAAAAAUCUUUAUCUAAAAAGCCAGAAAAUCUUUUAAAAACAAAACCUCAAUUAAAGAAAUCAGAAACAAAUAUAAUCUUAAAAGAUAAAAUAUCAAUAAGCAAAGAAACUUCUCCUGCAAAAAUUGCACCAGCUGUAAAAUCAAUUCCAAAAAGAUUUAAGAGUCCUCCUGAGCCGAAAAUUGAACACGAAAUAAGUCCUAAGCCUUGACGAUCUAAAUCAUCUAAACGAGACAGAAAAAUCCAACUGUCUCAGCCAAAACAAAUAGAAAUUGAAGCUGUAAAAGAAAAGCCAGCCAGCGGAAAAAUAAAGAAGAUUAUCAACGAAACACUCACAAAAAAAAUCACUUACUCCCCCCGUGAGUGAACAAAACCAUUAGAAAAAUCCCUAUCUUUUGCCAAAAACCCACCCUUCCUGAGUGAACAAAAAUUUUUUUAUAAAAAAAUUUUGAUAUAUAAAUGAUAAUUAGUAUAAUGAAAUCUAGAGCUAAUUCUGUUUAAUUUUAAACAAAUUGCUUUUUAAAACAUAAAUUUUAUAAAUUAAAUUAAUAUUUGCUUUCCAAUUUUUGUGAAUUAGGAUUUUUUUAAAUUGCGAAAAAAAAUAUUUUUUUAUAAAAUUUAUAUAUAAAUUUUUUUAAAAAAAAAAUUAACCCCCCCUCCGUGAGUGUGAACAAAAUUGUUUUGUUCACUCACUUAGAAAAGAGUUUAAACAUCAAAAAAGAAGAAGAAAUCAAGAAAAAAGAAGAAGAAAAGAAAAAUAAAUUGAAAAAAGCAAAUGAAGCCAUUAGAAAACAAAAUGCGAAAAAAAUUACAAAAGAGAAAAAACUUCAUAAAUUGGCUUGAGGUGUAGAUCAAAGUAAAUUUGAAAAUAAAGAAUAUGAAAGAAAUGCUGAAGAAAUAGAACUCAAAGAAAAGAAAAGAGCUGAGAGAGAACGGUCACUUAACGAAAGAAGAGCUCAUAUUGGAUUAGAUUUAUACCCAAAUAUUAGACCAAGACGAAAAAGCCCCAAAAUCGAAAAACCAAAAGAAACGCAUUGAAGCCCUGACCCAAACAUCCAAAAAUAUAUGAAACUUAAAAGAAAAGAAGUCAAAAUCGCAGAGCUUCAAAGUAGGCUUGAAGAAUUAGUAAAAGAAAAAGAAAGAGAAAGAGCACUUGAAAUGAUAGACAAGCAGCGAAAAUCAGCAGUGAAAAAAACCAAAAAGAAAAAGAAAAAAAAGAUUCUUUAUAACAAUAUUCAAGAAUAUACGAAAAAGCGCUUACUAUCCGAGCCUUUAUCACAAAGUGAAUACAUAAAUCCAAUGAGCCUUUACAGACAUGAAAGUGACCCGAAAAAGUCCCCAAACCAUAAAAUAAAUAAUCUGAGUGCCUGAAAAAUCCAAACUGAUUCUGACCUUUCAGAUAUAGCUGUGCAUCCUUAUGGCCAUGAGUCUUUGGAAGAUCUCAAAGUCUCAGAUAGUAUCCGAGAUAGCCAAGGAUUAUUAAAAGAAAAAUUAAAAAAUCUUCAGGAAAGAGUACUAGAAGCCAAACAAUUAAUGCAUGAUAAAUAUAGCCCUGAUAAAGCAGCAAUUAUUAUUCAAAGAUGGUUUAGAAGUGUAUUAAAAAAUAAGAUAAUUGAAGAAAUUGAAGAAUCAUACCAAUCUCAUUCGUCUGAAGAUCUAGCGUUCAGCAGCUCUCUUUUGAAUUCUUUAUUUACCAAAAAAAACAUUGAGCCGAUUGAAAUUGAGUCUUUUCCUCAUCAUGAAGAAUUAACGUUACAAGACCAAAGCUCAAACUCUUCGAAUUUUUCUUUAAAAAGGCAAGAAACAGAAAGAGAUGAAGAAUGGAUUGAUAUUAAAGACCCUCCACCAGAAAGCCUGAAAAAUAGCAAAAGUGAGCUUGUGGAUCAAUUUAGGCUGACAUUGCAAAAUAGAUUUAAUGAGAUUGAACAAAAAUUUUUAGAUAAUGAAAUAAUGGUACAAGCUCAGCUUGAUGAGCUUGGAAGUGUUGGAGAAAAUUCGAUAAUAAAGACUGGCGGUACAGAGUCAUCAAGCAGCCUCCGAACUCCUUGUGAAGUUCAGUCAACACCUGAGGUUUCUGAUCGUGAAAGGCAGCCUGUGAAAAUUCCUCCUUUACCUAUAGGAAAAAUUGCAUUUAAAAUACAAAAAUAUGAGGAAUCAGAAGCCUCAAAUGAGCCUUAUAUAAAUGUACACUGUACAUUAAUCCUCUUGGCGCAAUUUUCUCAACACCUGCAGGGAGGAGCGAGCUGAGAAACAGGUUUGGCAUCAUUGAUAUAUAUUGGGUGGGCUUUCCUUGUGCUUCAGGGAGCUAACCCUUGGACAUGGGGUUAGCCUCGGUGGUUUUUGAGAAGGCGCGGUCAGAAACGAUCUGGCUGGGUAUAGCGAUAAGACUCUGCACAAACCACAAGACGGUAUGUGCCUAUCACAAUACUGGAAGUUGUGUCCCGGGAGAAUCACCCCUUAGUCAGAAUUUCCGAUCCGAAUCUUCUGUGGGGGAGGGACUGCAGAGGUGCAAAUCCUCGGUCCAUGCUGUGAUGACGAACAUUGAUAAUUAAUUAAUAUCAAUGUACACGAAGAAUAUGAGGAGCCUAUAUAUGAAGAAGGAAGUUCGUCAAGAAAAGAAAACUCUACGAUUGAAAAUGAAAUUUCAGACGAAGAAAGCAGUCUAGAAGAAAGAGAUCAUGCAGAUUCCAGUGAUAGAGAAAUAUUUUCUCCACGAAUUGAAUGGAUUUCAGCGGAAAAGCCUUCUAGCCAUAGAUUAAAAGAUUUUACUGCCGAUGAAGCCCCAGAGCCUGAUAAAUCUGAGCAAUCUCAAAUAGAUUCAUUAGAAAACAGUUUUGAGUAUAAAGUUAAUAAAAAGGCAGAAGAAGUUUGCACUUAUAAGCCUAAAACUUUAGACUUAAGAGCUAUGCUUGGCAAGCAUGAGAAUAAUUGAAAUCUAGAGAAAUCUUCGAAAGAAAUAAAUGAGCAACCAAUUUUGAAAAAUAAUGAAAAAGAAAGUGCAGUCGAAUUAAUUUUGAAUGGGCCUGAAAGAGAACUCCAAAAAGGCAAAAUAGACUCUGAAAUUAGAAAAUUUGUCAGUGAAAAAGUGACAGCUGAUAAGCUUCCACUUCAAACAGAGGAGAAAAUGAAACCUUAUAAGCCUGAGAUUGUGCAAAAUAUAUAUGAGGACAGAAUUAUGAGAACUUUUCAAGAAAAACAGAAGGGAGAUACAGAGCCUAAAAAGAAUUCAGCAAACCGAUAUGAUAAUUUCGUAAAAGUAAAAGAUACUGAAUUCCCAACAAACCAAAAGCACACAGAUGCUCAUUCAGAUGAAUCUGAAGAAGAUUUGUGGAUUGCUGGAUCAUCUUCUUAUAAAGUCCCUCAAGAAAGCCCUUCAUCAAUUUCAAGCUCUUCAAAAUCUCCAAGGCCUUUUGUGAGUAAUGUUAAAAUCCCACAAAAUAUAAAACCAAAUAUUGUUCCACCCCCACAAGAAAGUCCAAAACAAUUGAAUUCUAUAGGCUUUCUACAAGACUCGAAUAAAUUUUUAAAUAAAGUCAAAUCUCUGGCAGAAAGCUCAGCACAAAUCCAAAAUUCCCCAUCGAGCGCUCUUAAAUCUCCUUUAAACAUUCCAUCUACAAUUUUCUACGAAAAUCCUCAAAAAAUCCCAGAUAUCCCUAAACUUCCAUUAGAAAACAUAAGAGGAGCAGCACUUAUAAAAUCUCCAAGAAUAGAAAAUCAAAAAGUAAUACCAAAUAUUUCGAAUGGAAACAAGCUAUUUUUAAAUCCAUCUCCACAUCCCCAAGAAGAACUACCAUGCAAGCUACCUCAAGAACCUGAAAAUAAAAAGCCUUCUCAGGAAAGCAUCACAAAAGGCAUAUUAUUAACUGACCACAAAGAACUUUUCUGUGAAAAGCCUGACCCUUCAAAAGAAGGGCUAAAUAAAGAUUUUAUUUUACAAAAGAAAAUUCCUGGACUAUCCGAAUCAGAUAAAUACUCUGUAUCAAGCUCAGACAGAGAAUACCAAUCAGUUCCAAGCUUAGAAAAUUUACAUGAAGGAAAUGCUUCGCCUUUAAAUUUAGAAACUGACACAUUUGAUAAAGAUGAAAGCUCUGACGACUCAGAUCUUGAUAUUAUGAAAAGAAUUAGAAGCCACAUCGAAGAAGAUUCUUCAGAGUCAGACCGCAAGUUUUCUCCAUUUUCUAAAAAAGACAUUUUUCCGCUCGAAUCACCCCAUGGUGAAUCAGAAAAUUCUUUAAUUGACUAUGAGCAUGACACUAACUCAUUGGAAAGUCCAAAAGAUAUUGUUCUGACAUCAAUAAAUACGACAGAGUCUGAUGAUUUUACAGAAGAAUUUAUAAAUCAAGUGAUUCAUAAAGAAGUUUGGCUGUAUUUGCAAAAAGUCCCAUUCCAAGACAUUAGCCCUCAGAUUGACCCAAGCUUGACUUUUAUAGAUGAAUAUCUUGAUGUUAUGCUGAGCCAGCUUUUCCCUAUAGAAAAUGAAAUUCUAGACUCCAUAAACACUCCUGCAUACCAUGAUCCAUUAAGCAGGCUAUCUCUCCUCCAAAACGCAGAAAUUGGCUCAUUAGUGAAAUACCCCACUUUAGACUUAAUUUUGCCUCCAGAGCUGUGCACCGAGCUGAAAUCUGGGUUUAACUCAUUAGAUGCCCCAUCAAGACAGAUUUAUCUUCAAAUGCUUUUUGACUGUGUAAAUGAAGCACUUAAUUAUAUUCGGCCAUAUGACACCAAAGGAAUCCCUGAUCCAUGGAGUACUCAUCAGAGGACAUUAUUUGGGGAGUCUCAUCUUAUAAAUGUAUUCGAAAAAGUCAAAGAAACCAUGUAUAAAUGGGCUUGCUUAAGAGGAGGAAUAUACCCUACUAUAGAAAUGAUCAUGCCGAAUGGGGGAAUUGACGAAAAUAGGCUACAAGUUUUCAGAGAAGAAAAAAUGAGUGGAUUAUUAUGCCAAGAUGUACAUGAAGAAGAAAAUAGUUGGCUUGACUAUGAGGAAGAAGAAGUUCAAGUAAAGCUUGAUCUUGCAGAUAUGGUUCUAGAAGUGAUUGUGGUCGAAACCAUAAAAUUGUUACAAAUUAAAUAA
Messenger RNA from Blepharisma stoltei, 5220 nucleotides. Lineage: Eukaryota; Ciliophora; Heterotrichea; Heterotrichida; Blepharismidae. The record is from the annotation of a GenBank genome assembly.